AUGGCAAGCUUUUUAUCAUCUUUAGAACAAUCGUUACUUAAGCAGAAAAAGAAACAUUUAUGUAAGGGUGAAGAAGAGAAAGUUAUUAAUAAUCAAUCAUGGAUUGAUAAUAACAAUAAUUUGUCUUCUGAAGUCAAGAUAUUAAUUAGUGGAUGGAAAAGAGAUGGCAUUUGGCCAUCUUCUGGUAAUAAUAAUAAUAAUUCAAAUAAUAAUACCAAUGUUUAA
Molecule: messenger RNA, 225 nt
Organism: Diversispora eburnea
Lineage: Eukaryota; Fungi; Glomeromycota; Glomeromycetes; Diversisporales; Diversisporaceae
Source: the annotation of a GenBank genome assembly